Soboliphyme baturini is the source of this 1041-nucleotide messenger RNA. The record is from the annotation of a GenBank genome assembly. Lineage: Eukaryota; Metazoa; Nematoda; Enoplea; Dioctophymatida; Soboliphymatidae.
AUGUUUCAGGGCCCGGUAAACACUACACGGAGGAGCAGGGUUGGAGUCAAAGCUCCAGGUAUAGUUCCUAGAAUCAGCGUCCGUGAACCUAUGCUGAGCGGCAUUAAAGCUGUUGACAGCUUGGUACCUAUUGGAAGAGGCCAGCGUGAGCUGAUCAUUGGUGAUCGACAAACAGGAAAAACUGCUAUAGCCAUCGAUACCAUCAUCAACCAGCACGGUAUUAACGAAGGCAAAGACGAAAAGAAGAAACUCUAUUGCAUAUACGUAGCCAUUGAUGCUCUGAAAUACACCAUUAUUGUCAGCGCAACAGCGUCAGAUGCCGCCCCUUUGCAGUACUUGGCCCCCUAUUCUGGUUGUGCUAUGGGUGAAUAUUUCAGGGACAACGGAAAGCACGCCCUCAUUAUUUACGACGAUUUGUCGAAACAGGCGGUAGCCUAUCGGCAGAUGUCUUUGCUUUUGCGGCGCCCCCCGGGUCGUGAAGCCUUCCCUGGGGAUGUGUUUUACUUGCACAGUCGACUUUUGGAACGUGCGGCUAAGUUAAACGACACUCAUGGAGGUGGUUCCUUAACGGCGCUACCUAUCAUUGAGACACAGGCCGGCGACGUGUCAGCGUACAUUCCAACCAAUGUCAUUAGUAUUACGGAUGGCCAGAUAUUUUUGGAAACUGAAUUGUUUUACAAGGGCAUUCGGCCUGCGAUUAACGUCGGUCUUUCUGUAAGCAGAGUGGGCAGCGCUGCUCAAACGAAGGCCAUGAAACAGGUGGCCGGCAGUAUGAAACUCGAGUUGGCGCAGUACCGUGAGGUAGCUGCGUUUGCGCAGUUCGGAUCUGAUUUGGACGCGUCUACGCAACAGUUACUGAAUCGAGGUGUCCGUCUUACAGAGUUAUUGAAGCAGGGUCAAUAUGUGCCGAUGCCAAUUGAGGAACAAAUCAUUGUGAUUUACGCCGGAGUGAGAGGCUAUUUAGACAAGUUGGACCCUAGUAAAAUUACUACUUUCGAACAGGUGACAUUCCCGUUAACUUUUCAGGUGUUCGUUUUGUGA